Symbiodinium pilosum is the source of this 163-nucleotide messenger RNA. The record is from the annotation of a GenBank genome assembly. Lineage: Eukaryota; Dinophyceae; Suessiales; Symbiodiniaceae.
GUGCGAUAUAGUCCACCUUUAUCUCCACCAGCUUUAUUCGCGCCGGAGGGGAAAGCAGGAGAGCCACUGCUUGCCCCGGAGGACGUCAAGCGGGAGGAAGUACCCGCACCGGCAGCUGCAGCUCCUCCUGCGCAAAUGCCACGUGAUCCCGGAGCUGCAGGAG